CAGUCUCAAUCAUUGCGGCCGUACCUCCAAUGCGUGCGAAGCAGUCUGACUGCCGCCCUGACCCUGUCCAACUUUGCCUCCCAGACGACCGAGCGGCACAACGUGCCGGAGAUCGAAGCUCAGACGUCCCCCGAGGUCGUUCUGACGCCCCUCGUCAUCGCGCGCAACGAGAACGAGCGGGUGCUGAUCGAGCCCAGCAUCAACUCAGUCCGCAUCAGCAUCAAGAUCAAGCAAGCUGACGAGAUCGAGUCCAUCCUGGUGCACAAGUUUGCCCGUUUCCUGACCCAGAGAGCCGAGGCCUUCUUCAUCCUGCGAAGAAAACCGAUUCCCGGCUAUGAUAUUUCUUUCUUGAUAACAAACUUCCACACGGAGGAGAUGCUGAAGCAUAAGCUGGUCGACUUUAUCAUUGAGUUCCAGGAGGAGGUCGACAAGGAGAUUUCCGAGAUGAAGCUCUUCCUCAAUGCCCGAGCACGAUUCGUCGCCGAGUCAUUCCUGACACCUGUGAGUGCACCUCUUUAUCGUCCAGUUCCCCCUUUUCUUUGCAGGGACUAA
Molecule: messenger RNA, 552 nt
Organism: Trichoderma reesei QM6a
Lineage: Eukaryota; Fungi; Ascomycota; Sordariomycetes; Hypocreales; Hypocreaceae
Product: ARP2/3 complex 20 kDa subunit
Exons: 3
Biological process (GO): Arp2/3 complex-mediated actin nucleation; actin filament polymerization
Cellular component (GO): Arp2/3 protein complex; actin cytoskeleton
Molecular function (GO): actin filament binding
Source: RefSeq, a predicted model, not a curated record